CCUCGCCCCACGCCGCUGCCAAGGCCACGCAGGGCUGCCGGGGAAACAGCGGAGACCGCUGCCGUAGCGUGACACGUAGGAUGGGACGAAAUGGGAGGCGAAGUGAGCAGCAGGAGCCGGAAGUGCCUGGCCGGAAAGGCGACGUCGGCGGCCUCGCCGGGAAGGCGCGACGGGCAGGGGCCUCUCUAGGCUGCGGCGCGCAUCUCUAUGGUCUCUGCCCGCCGGGGCGUAGGCGUAGCAACCAGGGCCGCGGCCGCCCCCCCGGCCCUGCCCGGCUCGGCUCGGCCCUGUGCGCGUCUCCUGCCGGCGCUUGUGUUUUCAUACCGCUCGGCGGCGGCCGCUGGAUGCGGGUCUCGGCGGGCCACGGGGAUGCCGAGAGCCGGGGAGGGCGGCGCCGGGGCCCUUCUCGCUGCCUCCGCCGGCGGUGCGGGAUGAGGCGGCGGCUCCAGUGAGGGCAGGCUGCGGGGCGCGGGUGCGGGGCGUACACUGGUCGCUGUUACGGUGGCGGCCGUUUCUAGCCCUCAGCCUAGAAGGCGGGCGGGUUCUCUCAGGCCUGAGGUUCGUUUCUAGCCCCUCUGCUCAGCGCCGGCCAAAGGGUGCGCGGAAUGCAGCUUUGCUGUGCGUGUGUCAGCUGCGGCUGCCUCUGCCAAGUGCCGUGCCCGUGAGAUCAGAGUGCAGUCUUGAAAACCAGGCUUCUGGAAAGCGCUCACAGCCGAAAGAGGCAGACCCGAGUGUGGGUGUGAGCGCCCGGAAGACUCCACUCGAAAUCAUGGCAGAGGCUUCAGGGAGUCCUCCGACCGAACCUGUUGUGAGGAAGAAAAAAAGCAUUUCUAUUGAAGAGAAAAUUGAUAUCAUAAGUGCUGUGGAGAGCGGCAAGAAGAAAGCAGAUAUUGCAGCUAAAUAUGGCAUAAAGAAGAACUCUUUGUCUUCAAUUAUGAAGAAUAAAGAAAAAGUUUUGGAAGCCUUUGAAUCUUUACGGUUUGAUCCUAAAAGAAAAAGACUAAGGACUGCUUUUUAUACCGACCUGGAGGAGGCACUGAUGAAGUGGUACAGAAUUGCGCAGUGCUUGAAUGUGCCGGUGAACGGCCCUAUGUUGCGCCUCAAGGCUAAUGAUUUUGCCCAGAAGCUUGGACAUAGUGAUUUUAAAUGCAGUAAUGGCUGGCUCGAUCGUUUCAAGUCAAGGUACGGUUUAGUUUUCAGAGCUCAGCCUGUAGAAGCACCUGCCACUUCUACAGUGGAUGCUGCAACUCUUCAGUACCAAAAUGGUCUUCAUUAUUUUUUCAAUGAUUAUCAGCCAAAAAAUGUGUUUUAUUUACAAGGGACUGGAUUGUUGUAUCAGAUGUUACCACACAACACGUUUGCAUUCAAAGGGGAAACUUGUUCUGUAGGUAAACUAAGCAAAGAGAGAAUAACCAUAGUGCUGGGUACAAAUAUGGAUGGCUCAGAGAAACUUCCUUUGCUUGUUAUAGGAAAAAACAAAAGUCCCCACUUUUUCAAAGAUGUGAAGUCACUGCCUGUGGAUUAUGAGGCGACUGAAAUGGCGUGGAUGACUUCAGAAGUGUUUGAACAGUGGAUGCACAAACUAGAUGACAGAUUUCAAGCACAGCAGCGACAAGUGCUGAUUAUUGUUGACAUUCUUCCAGCUCACACAGAAGUAAAGAACCUAAAGUCUGUCAAGUUAGUGUUCUGUCCUCCAGACUAUUCUUCAUGUAUUGCCAUGAAACAAGGACUUAUCAGAAGUCUGAAAGUUAAAUACAGGCACUGCCUUAUCAAGAGAUUUGUUGACUGCAUAGAAGGUAAUAAAGAGUUCACAUUGUCUCUUCUUGAUGCACUUGAGAUGUUGUAUCUGUGUUGGAGGGAAGUAACACCAGAGACUAUUGUAAAAAGUUGUAAUGAAGCAGGAUUCAAAUUGGAAACCAAUGAAAAUAGUAACGACCCAGAGGUGGAAUGUGAUUUUGAUUUGAUUGCACAUGCAGAGGCAGCUGGAGUGGAGUUUCCAGAAGGUUUAUCUUUGGAGGAAUAUGCAGCUCUAGAUGAUGGGUUGGUAACUCACGAAAUGCCUGUAAAUAAUGAAAGGAUGUGUACCAAAGAAUGCACACCAGAUAAAGCUGGGACAUCUGUUGACAAUGAAGAUGAAGACAAAAGUGGUCGAUUUCAGGGAGCUGAACAGCCUUUACCAUCAAAAAAUGAGGCUUUGAAUGCUGUAGAUACGCUUCGGAAGUUUCUCAGAAGUCAAGCCACAGAUGAUUCUCUUCAUGAUUCCCUAGCUGACCUGGAGAAUUUUAUUCAACAUAUAGCAAGUAAAUAAAUAUUUUACCUAAAUAUGAAAGCAUGCAUCUGAAAAAAAAGGAGUUUUAUAAGUAAAAAAAAAAAAUCAGCAGUUUCAUAACAAGUGUUGCUGCAGUACUCUCUAGGGUAUCUUGCUCAAGUGCAUAGAAGUACAUAAUAAAAGAAAUUGGAAAUUAUCAAAAAGGGCUGUGAACUGAAAUCUUCCACAAAAUCAGCAGGAAAGAACACAAACUUUGGAGUGAAUAGGACAAACCUUUAAAGUGGUAGUUGUAGUAAGUACUGGCAGGCAAAAGCAGUUCUUUAAGCUGUUCAGUGCACUCAGGAGAAACUGGUGCUCCCUUGGAAUUCCUUCUUCAGGAAGAGAUUAGCACUUGUUCAUAUCCAUAAUUUCACUGGUAUCUUUGGUAUAGUUGACAAUGGAAUAGUAGAUAUUUAUCAGCUUGGUGCUUUUCAUAAUUAAAUAAAUAGUUGAAUAACACAGAAAAGACAUGCUUAAGUUCUGAGAACUAAAGAGUUUUUAAAUGGUUUUUGUCCUCAUUCAAGAAUUCUGGCCAUACUUUAUUUUUACAACAAAUGAUUAAGUUAACAGCUUUGGAUGUAUUUUGAUUUCUUAGAGCUCUUCAUGUAUGGGUACACACAAACAGCAUAAUCAUUUAUCCGAGAUUCAAACAAACAAACCUUUACUUGAUGUUUGAAGGGGUCACAAAGGAAGGUCAUUCUCCCUUUCAGCCUUCCUGGGAUUUGGAUUUGAUGUGAGUCAUUCUGUGCACCUCUAUGUAUUUCUACAGUAAAUACAGGAAAAAAAAUCAGCUUUGCUGUAGGAUUACAUGAACCAAUCUGGUUUAUUACCAUCAACAAGGGUGCUGUUUGCGUGAAUGCAGUGUGAAGUUGAGUAAAUCACAGUACAUUUACGCAUCCUCAAGUGUAUGUUUCAAGCAAUGUAAUCAUACCAUAGCCAAAACCCUCACUUUACAAGGCAUACUGCUUGUGUCUUUCUCCCAAACCUGUUUUAAUAAUUUUCCAUAUGAAUUUUUAUCUUUUUUCA
Colius striatus (speckled mousebird) is the source of this 3334-nucleotide messenger RNA. It is a transcript of the gene TIGD4, whose product is annotated as tigger transposable element derived 4. Bases 770 to 2308 code for a protein of 512 amino acids. Gene Ontology annotation, molecular function: DNA binding. Gene Ontology annotation, cellular component: nucleus. The transcript is spliced from 2 exons. Lineage: Eukaryota; Metazoa; Chordata; Aves; Coliiformes; Coliidae. The record is from RefSeq and is a predicted model, not a curated record.